UGCGUUGCCAUGGCAACGGGCCCAGGGCAGCAGCAGCAGCAGGCCUCAGCUCCUCCUCAGCUCCCAAGCUGUGUGUGUCUGUGUGUAGUAGUGUGUGUGUAGUAGUGUGUGUGUAUAUGUGUGGGAGAGAGAGAGAGGAGGGAGCAAGCUGUACACAGCAAGGGAGAGGAGCCUGAGCUUCAGCUGGGCUUGGAGGGAGAAGGAAGGGAAGGAAGAGAGGAGGCUAGCAAGGCCUGGGGUGUGUGUUGUGUGUGUUGUGUAUGUGUGGGACUUGAGGCUGGGGGACUUCAGGAUGAUGGAGGACGGCUUCUCCAGUUACAGCAGCCUCUACGACACCUCCUCGCUCCUCCAGUUUUGCAAUGAUGACAGCGCCUCUGCCGCAAGCAGCAUGGAAGUGACGGAUCGCAUUGCUUCACUGGAACAACGUGUUCAGAUGCAGGAAGAUGACAUCCAGCUGCUCAAGUCAGCUCUAGCAGAUGUUGUUAGGCGCUUGAAUAUUACAGAGGAGCAACAGGCCAUGCAAAACAAGAAAGGACCUACCAAAGCAAGACCCCUAGUACAAACACUGCCUUUAAAGACUACUGUUAAUAAUGGAACUGUUUUACCAAAGAAACCCAGUGGCUCACUACCUUCACCAUCAGGAACGAGGAAAGAAAUUGUAUCACCAGCAGCAAAAAGGUCUGUGAGUCUUCUCAAUGCAUGCAAACUGAAAAAAACUGCUUUAAGCACUGUCAAAAGAACCAACUCAGCUGAACGUGUGUCUCCUGGAGGUCGAAGAGAAAGCUAUGGAGAUUCCAAAGGCAGCCGCAAUCGAGCUGGAUCUACAAGCAGUUCAUCAAGUGGUAAAAAGAACAGUGAAAGCAAGCCUAAGGAACCAAUGUUCAGUGCAGGGAAGCGUCGUGUGACACAUUGCAAAGAGGAAGGAUAUGUUAAAAUGUUUCUACGCGGACGUCCUGUUACCAUGUAUAUGCCCAAAGAUCAAGUGGAAUCUUACAGUUUGGAAGCAAAAGCAGAACUACCAGCCAAGAGGCUUAAAUUGGAAUGGGUAUAUGGUUAUAGGGGUCGUGACUGUCGCAGUAAUCUGUACCUCCUACCAACGGGUGAAACUGUAUAUUUCAUUGCAUCUGUUGUUGUAUUGUACAAUGUUGAAGAGCAACUUCAGAGGCAUUAUACUGGUCACAAUGAUGAUGUGAAGUGCCUAGCUGUCCAUCCUGACAGGAUCACCAUAGCAACUGGCCAGGUUGCAGGAACAUCUAAGGAUGGAAAACAACUACUGCCCCAUGUCCGAAUUUGGGACUCUGUUACCCUGAAUACGCUGCAUGUCAUUGGGAUGGGGUUCUUUGACCGGGCUGUUACUUGCAUUGCAUUUUCCAAAUCAAAUGGAGGGAGUAACCUUUGUUCAGUGGAUGAUUCCAAUGACCAUGUGCUUUCCGUUUGGGACUGGCAGAGAGAAGAAAAGCUUGCAGAUGUCAAGUGCUCUAACGAAGCUGUAUUUGCUGCUGAUUUUCAUCCUACAGACACAAAUAUAAUAGUUACAUGUGGAAAAUCACAUCUUUAUUUUUGGACACUUGAAGGAAAUUCUCUUAUUAAAAAGCAGGGAUUAUUUGAGAAACAAGAAAAGCCAAAGUUUGUCUUGUGUGUGACAUUUUCUGAAAAUGGCGAUACAAUCACAGGAGACUCGAGUGGAAAUAUCUUAGUAUGGGGAAAAGGCACCAACAGAAUAAGCUCUGCAAUACAGGGAGCCCAUGAAGGUGGCAUUUUUGCACUUUGUAUGCUGCGAGAUGGCACACUUGUGUCUGGAGGCGGAAAAGACAGAAAGCUAAUAUCUUGGAAUGGGAAUUACCAAAAACUUCACAAAACUGAGAUUCCAGAACAGUUUGGGCCAAUAAGAACAAUAGCAGAAGGAAAAGGUGACAUUGUAUUGAUAGGCACAACUCGAAACUUCGUUCUACAAGGCUCCCUGUCAGGGGACUUUUCGCCUAUUACCCAGGGUCAUACUGAUGAACUUUGGGGACUAUCAGCCCAUCCCUCCAAACCUCAGUUCUUCACUUGUGGGCAAGACAAACACAUUACGCUCUGGGAUGCCAUCACCCACCGUCCCCUCUGGAAUAAAAUUAUAGAGGAUCCAGCACAGUCCUCUGGUUUUCAUCCAUCAGGAUCUGUAGUUGCAGUAGGAACAUUAACUGGAAGGUGGUUUGUGUUUGACACCGAAACAAAAGAUUUGGUCACAGUACACACAGAUGGAAAUGAACAGCUGUCUACAAUGCGUUACUCACCAGAUGGCAACUUCUUGGCAAUAGGUUCCCAUGACAAUUGUAUUUACAUAUAUAGCGUUAAUGACAACGGGAGGAAAUACAGUAGAAUUGGCAAAUGCUCAGGUCAUUCCAGCUUCAUUACUCACUUGGACUGGUCUACAAAUUCUCAGUACCUUGUGUCUAAUUCAGGGGACUAUGAAAUCCUAUACUGGGUUCCUUCAUCUUGUAAACAAGUAGUAAGUGUGGAAACCACUAGAGAUAUAGAAUGGGUUACUUACACCUGUACUUUAGGAUUUCAUGUUUUUGGUGUGUGGCCAGAAGGCUCAGAUGGCACAGAUAUUAAUGCAGUUUGUCGCUCACAUGAGAAGAAGUUGUUAUCAACUGGUGAUGACUUUGGCAAAGUACAUCUCUUCUCGUAUCCAUGUUCACAGUUUAGGGCUCCAAGUCAUGUCUAUGGCGGGCAUAGCAGUCAUGUAACCAAUGUAGAUUUUCUAUAUGAAGAUAGUCAUCUCAUCUCCACCGGUGGAAAAGAUACCAGUAUUAUGCAGUGGCGAGUUAUUUAGAGGAAAUCUUGUAUGAACAUAUGUAUAACCAAGAGCUGGCAAUGCAGCGAAGUUCUGUACAAACUGUAUAUUUAAGAUUUAACAGUAUGGUUGCCGUUUAGCCUAGUCACUGUGAUUUUUAAGUUUUAAAAUCCUUACAAACCUCAGGAAAGCUAAGUCUUUGGCUGGCUACCAUACUUAAUUCAGUAAUUCAUUAAGCAUCACUUUAAAACAAAAGCAGCAAAUUGUCCGUUCUUUCUCUUUGUUGUACAACAAAAGAAACAGUACAAGUUUAAAAUGAAGUCAUGGCUUGGAUGUUUAUGCAUUACAUGAACCAGACUUUUCUAUUAAAUAGUCACAAAAAAGCUUAUCCUAAUACUGUGUAUACGUGCUUCACAGUUUCAUUUACAUUUUGUACUGUAUAGCUACAUACUUACAAUAUCUGUGGUCACAAAACUGAUGGUACUCCUUUUUCUGAUGAACAGUGAAGAACUGAUGCAGAAAGCUUAAGUCAAGCUGAAUGAUACCAAGAGAACAAGCUAUUAAGCGUUGCUGUUCUGCAAUAUUUUUUGAUGGUGCUUCCAUACAUUUACUAUGUGAAACAAAACACACAGUUUAUAAGUAGUAUUUGCAGAACUUUCUCCUAUUAUGAAGAACAUGUUUAAAUAAGAAAAUGUGAAUGUUGGAAUAGUUUGUCACCUUGCUUUUCUUUUCUUUUUUCCUGGUAUAGCAAACAUUAAAAUGAGGAGGAUAUAAUCCAAGGUUUAGUUGCAAUUUAAUUUCCAUAGGGAAAAUUCAGAAUGGUGUUCACUUGCAACUAACUUAAGUCUUACUGAUUUCACUGAGACUACCAUUUGCUGGACUGUGGCCAGAUUUUUAUUCUCUUUGAAAUGAAGCAGAUUCUACCCCAGUUUUAACUUGAAUAUGUCAGCAGGGAUUACAGCUUCAGAUAAACUGGUUCAGCAUGAUUUUUUAAAAGCAUAUAUAUGAUCAGGUCUUUUUAUUUUAAAAAAAGAAGUAACCAACUUGACCACAUCUCAGUUGUUCAGUUGACAGAAUAAACCAAUCUGUAUAUUGAUCAGCAUGAAUAUUACUACCUUAACACAUGUGUAUAAUUUUUUUGGCAAUUCAUAAGAAAUAGUAAGGCAUUCUAAGCUUUACUUGUGUAUUGCUUAUGGAUAUUGUAUAUUCGUAUUUUAAGGCCAAGUAGACCACAUAUAAAGAGAUCAUUCUAAGUGUACCACCAACCUGCAGAGGAAAUGGGGAGAUGAAUACACAUGAACCAUUAAGAGACACAGCUUGAUUACACAAGCAGUCCAAAUGGUCCCUUGGGGGGCAGUGUUCUUAGGGGUAUCAAUAAAGCAGACUGUAAGGAAGAGAUGUUCCAGGAUCCUUUGCAAGGUUGCAGAGGAUAUCUGAUCUUGGAUCAUGUAAUGGAACCAAUGCAGCAAAAUGUCUGGGUGUGCCCUGCAUUGUUAAGAAUAAUGCCCACCCUUCCUGCAGUGUAUUUUGCAUGGAUUAAUAUUUAUACUACAAAAUAAGAUUGUGUUUCGCAAUGAAGUAAAAAGUGGAGGUGGGAUGAAGUAGUUCGGAAGGCCUUAUCAAUUCUGAUUGUGGCACAGACUGAAAAUUAUUGUUUACUUUGGGGAAUGUAUCUAAAGAUUUUAAGCAAGCAGAGUUCAAGCAGGCUCUGAGAUGUGAAACUGUAAAGGAUUUGUUUGUUUUUCUUACAGUGGACAAGCAACAUGUGAAUAAAUAGAGCUCUGAAGCACGGGUUGUUUAGAGUUAUUUCAGUGAAGGUUUAAUACAUUUUGAAGCUUUUUUAUUACAUCUCCAACCUGCUACACUGAAUGUGCAGGCCAUCAAUAAACAUAAUGUAUCAAAGUGAA
Molecule: messenger RNA, 4686 nt
Organism: Sceloporus undulatus (fence lizard)
Lineage: Eukaryota; Metazoa; Chordata; Lepidosauria; Squamata; Phrynosomatidae
Gene: EML1
Product: EMAP like 1
Exons: 24
Coding region: 293-2818 (841 amino acids)
Biological process (GO): microtubule cytoskeleton organization
Cellular component (GO): mitotic spindle
Molecular function (GO): microtubule binding
Source: RefSeq, a predicted model, not a curated record